Molecule: messenger RNA, 981 nt
Organism: Helianthus annuus (common sunflower)
Lineage: Eukaryota; Viridiplantae; Streptophyta; Magnoliopsida; Asterales; Asteraceae
Product: histone-lysine N-methyltransferase, H3 lysine-79 specific-like
Exons: 3
Coding region: 1-981 (326 amino acids)
Source: RefSeq, a predicted model, not a curated record
AUGCAGGUUGUUGUUGAUGAUGAAGCUGAUGAUGACGAUGUUGAGAAUGAAGAUGAAGAUGAUGUUCACAACGUUGAUAAGCAUGCUGAUAACGAUGAUGAUGAUGAGUUUGAUGAUGAUGAUGGUUUUGAUCGUGAUGAUCAUUAUGAUUAUAUGGGGCUCCACCCUGUUGUGCAAAACGCCCUCUACAUCAAUGAUGAGAAUCAAAAUGAGAAUGAAGAUAAUGAGGAUGAAGAUGCUUCGCUUCAAAGGAUGGUGAAUGAGGAUAGAGAAAGCUGGGAAAUGAUGUUUGAAUAUUAUGCAUCAGGGAACCAUGCUCUUGUCAGAGGAGUAACACAGUAUGACAACAUUUUUGCUCACGAAGAAGAACAAAACAAUGAACCAGAAGAGGAAAUGGUUGAUAAAUUGGAUGGGGCAUACAAAGAAUUAGAAGACUGUUACAAUAAACUGAGCACAUUGUUAAAACAGUCAAAGACUGAAUACCCAAAUAGCCUCCUGGUACACAUUAAAUACUCACAAUGUAUGACAUUGUUGGAGAACAUCUCAAAAUUUGUUGAUGAAAACGCCAAAGAAGUGCCAGCUGAAAGAGAGGAAGGUAAACAUGAAACUGAGGUUGAAAAUGAGGUGGUACUAGGAGGUGAAAAUGAAGAAGAAGGGGAAAAGGAGAUGGCUGGAAUAGAAAACGUCAUUGAAAAGAAGGAUAAGGAGGAGGUGAAACUGAAGAAGAAGGGGAGAAGGAGAUGGCUGGAAUUGAAAACGCCAUUGAAGUGGAAACAGUUGAUGAAAACGUCAUUGAAGUGGAAAGAGUUCAUGAAAACGCCAUUGAAGUUGAAAAUGAAGGAAAAGGAGAAGGAGAAGGAGAAGGAGAAGGAAAAGGGGAAUGAGAAGGAAAAGAAGAAGAGGAAAGGGUGUCGGAAGGGAAUGGUGAAGGGGAUGGAGAAGGAGAAGGAGAAGGGAAAGGAGAAGGGGAAACGAGAGUAG